Molecule: messenger RNA, 1293 nt
Organism: Cladophialophora immunda
Lineage: Eukaryota; Fungi; Ascomycota; Eurotiomycetes; Chaetothyriales; Herpotrichiellaceae
Exons: 3
Coding region: 1-1293 (430 amino acids)
Biological process (GO): transmembrane transport
Cellular component (GO): membrane
Molecular function (GO): transmembrane transporter activity
Source: RefSeq, a predicted model, not a curated record
AUGUGGCGCUGUCUAGGGACCUUCUAUUCCUUUAUUAUCUUGGGUGCCAAUGAUGGUGCAUACGGAGCGCUUAUACCCUACCUCGAAAGAUUCUAUGGAGUCAACUAUACAGUCAUAAGUCUAAUAUUUCUGUCACCAAUAGUUGGCUAUACUAUGUCUGCUCUGUUGAACAACUACAUCCAUACCGUGUACGGACAAAGAGGUGUUGCGUGGAUCAUGAGCAUGUCCCAUCUGUGCGCUUAUACCGUCAUAUGCGUUCAUCCGCCUUAUCCUGUUUUGGUAGUAGUAUUUAUUCUUGCCGGCUUUGGCAAUGGUUUGGGCGACAGCGGAUGGAAUGCCUGGAUUGGCGACAUGGCUAAUCCCAAUGAAGUGCUUGGCUUCUUGCACGGCUUUUACGGUCUUGGUGCAGCACUUUCGCCGUUGAUCGCGACAACACUGGUUACUCAAGCGGGCUGGCGAUGGUACGAAUUUUACUACCUCAUGGUGGGCGCAGCACUUUUGGAGGUUGUAUUUCUCGUUGGCACUUUCUGGAAAGCCGAUGGCCGAGCCUACAAUGCUGAGCACCCUCAGACUGCUGACCUGGAUACUUCAGAAUCAAGCACUCCUACCACCUCAGAGGACACGGGCACCCGUGCUCAAGCCGAUAAGCACCGAAAUUUUUUCUCCAGACUCAGCCCGCUCGGCAAAAGAGCCAAGGGCAAGAGCAAGACCCUGGAAGCGGUCAAGCAAAAAGUGACGUUGCUCGCCUCAGUUUUCCUGCUUAUCUAUGUGGGUGUCGAGGUCAGUGUUGGCGGAUGGAUCGUGACCUUCAUGUGGCACGUCAGGAAAGGCUCGCCGUUUGCCUCCGGACUCACCUCCAUGGGGUUUUGGCUUGGCAUUACCACCGGUCGAUUGAUACUUGGUUUCGUGACGGCUCGGGUAUUCAAGUCAGAAAAGCACGCGAUAGCUGUGUACUUGUUGUGCAGCGUGGCCUUGCAGUUGAUGUUCUGGCUCAUUCCGAACUUCGUCGUCAGCGCGGUCAUGGUUGGCAUGCUGGGCUUCUUCCUGGGACCCUUGUUCCCCGCAGCCAUUGUGGCCCUCACCAAGUUACUCCCGAAGAGGCUGCACGUACCCGCGGUUGGGUUUGCCGCUGCUUUCGGAGCGAGUGGCGCAUGUGUGCUGCCGUUUGCUGUGGGGGCGAUUGCCAAUGCCAAGGGGGUCAAGGUGUUGCAACCGAUCAUUCUGGCAGCCUUGGUGCUAUGCCUAGCAGUGUGGUUGUUGGUUCCCAAGCUCCCCAAACAGAGGAUGGCCUAG